GUUAGGACUCUGCAUCAGGCAAUUUAACCUAAAUGCUAGAGUCUACGUUUUUUCUCCGAAGAUCGUCUGCAACGUGUUACGCACCUCUAAGGUUGUGUGGAAUCUGGAUCUAAUUUGUUUGAGUUGCACAUAUUCUCCCAUUGGCGUUGACUCCUGGCUUAACUAUUUGAGAAAUUUGAACUCCUUUCGGAUGGCCGCAUUAAUGUCUUCCUGUGGCAACUCUGCUUUGGUGUCUGAUGCUACUGCCAACUCAAGUCACUCAGAUAUUAUGAAUUCACAACUGGUGGAAAAUGGUCUCGUCCAUUUUGAAUCAUCUGAGAGGCGAAAAUUAGAAACUAAUGCAAGAACUGAAAAUCGAGUCUAUCAGUGUAAGAAAUUGAAAAUGUCUGCAGUUCGUGAAUUUCCUGCAGGCUGUGGGAGAUUUGCCCAAAAGUUUUCUCCUAGAACUUCUCAAAUAGAUGUUGAUAUGGAUGCUAAUGCUGAAAAAAUAACAGUCAAAGUCGGCAAGGACUCAUCUUCCACAUCUGACCAUGUUCAGCAGGAAACCACUCUGGAAAAGUGCGGCCAAUUUAAUGAAUCCUCUAAGGAUGUGGUCGUGAUGGAACAUUUAGCACCAUCGAAGAUCCUUCAACCUCAACAUGCAGGGGAGUUGGCCGGUGCUAUGAUUGACUUGUACCCACCGGAAACACCAAAAUAUGUGGCACACCUAGAUCCCAUCCCUUCUGUCUCACUUCCAGAAUCUGUAAACCUCAAUGAUUUGAUGCAAGAGAAGUCUUCACUACAUAUUUCAGCUAGACGAGCGUUUCCUUAUGGGUGUGGGAGGAAUGCACGGAGACUGACCGAGGUAGGAAAACACAAGCGCUUAAAUUCUUUGGCACACAAGGAUGGUGACAUUGGCAAGUCAUUUGCAAGGGACAUGUACAGCUGCAGAAAAUGGAAUGAAGCAGAUAAGUCUGGGAUGAAGAAGGAGAGUAACGAUAUUCCCAUUAGACCUGACUCAGAGAAUAUAUCAUCUCAUUCAGAAGAGAAGACUUUGAAUGGAGUUACUGAUAGGGAAAUCACUGACACCUCAGAGAAGAGGUUAACCAAGGAAUCUGCAGCGUCGGCCAAGAAGGAAGUUGAUUGUUCUAAACUGUCAAUGAAGCCGGUAGGCAUGAACUCGAACAAAGACCAGCAUCACCAAAGGAAUCCCAUUGAUCUGGAGUUAUGUAAAGGCAAAGUUGUAGUUCUGGCUCUGAUGGCUGCUCAAAAUUGUCCAUGGAUGCAGAAUUACGUUGGUGAUGAAUCAGAGGGACACUAACAAAGGUUCUGAUGACAAGGUCAGCUCGAAAGUAGAGAAGGCUCUGCUCCAAACUGCACCCAAAAUAUGAGAAAAAAGAAGGAACUGAAAUAGAGAUUGGAUCUAGCAGUACUGUUUUUAAAGGAGUAGCGCUGAAAAGCAACUUAUGUUUUGUCCUGUGAAUAGUAAUAUACAUGAGACAUUUUGUUUACUAGGAUUGAACUAUUGGAUAAGAUUUUUUGGAACUAUAUAUAUAAUGUCGGAUGUCUUAAGUAUCAAGGUGUAGACUGAAGAAGUAGGUACCAAUAAUCUCCCUAGGUGCU
This is a messenger RNA of Nymphaea colorata (pocket water lily), 1602 nucleotides long. RefSeq lists its product as uncharacterized. NCBI's taxonomy places the organism in Eukaryota, Viridiplantae, Streptophyta, Magnoliopsida, Nymphaeales, Nymphaeaceae. The record is from RefSeq and is a predicted model, not a curated record. The coding region runs from base 191 to 1300 and encodes 369 amino acids. The transcript has 2 exons.